AUGAGACUGGACUGCGGUGUGAAUAUUGCAUUUACCGCUGCUCAAGAUGAUGAUAACGAUGACAAUGAGGAGGUGUACGACGGUGGUGAUGGUCUUUACGUGGAUGGAUUACCAUCAGUGGACUCCUGUUCGUGGAAGGCGCCAUGGAACGAAGUGACCAGACAACAGGAACGUUACCUUCGCAGUAAAUAUUCCCUAUUUUGUGGGAUUUGCAAAAUUCAACGAGUUCUUCGUCUAGAUCCGCAGUAUCACAAUCGAUCAGACACGUGUUACGUGGCUCACAGUCCCAAUCCAAAUGAGGUGACGACAGUCCCGAAACUGCAAUUUCAAUAA
Messenger RNA from Echinostoma caproni, 333 nucleotides. Lineage: Eukaryota; Metazoa; Platyhelminthes; Trematoda; Plagiorchiida; Echinostomatidae. The record is from the annotation of a GenBank genome assembly.